UGACUCUCUGAUGUAUGCUCUCACUAGAUGGAAACAAACUGCAGAGGCUUUCCACUGUGUGUGCACACAAAGCUCCUCGUGGAAGUGCAGUGAUGGCUGUGAAGGGGAGAAGAAGAUCAGCAGCACAAGCUGUCAGUACCUACAAGGUGGAUGGAGAGGAAGCAACCCCAGGCAGUUGCAUGCAGCUUGAACCAAGGGGACCAUGGCUUCAUCUGAAGGAUGGUCCAUGAAGACAUGUUGUUUGGAUCAUUUCCAUGGCUGAAAAAUUUGUCUUUGCAGAUGAACCUCAACACGUCAAGGCCCACUGCAAACGGAACAGGUGUGGAAGAAUUCAUCCUUCUUGGCUUCCCGGGCAUGUGGCAUUCCCGGAUCUCCCUUGUGGUGGCAUUUGCACUGAUGUACUGCCUGACAGUAAUAGGCAAUGCAUCCAUCAUAGCCCUCAUCUGGAUGAACAGUAACCUCCAUACCCCAAUGUACUUUUUCCUCUGUAAUCUCUCCUUUCUGGAGAUCUGGUACACUACGGGUGCUGUUCCCAAAGCCAUAGGAGUCAUGCUGGGGAGUAGCCAGACUAUCUCCUUCAGUGCUUGCAUCCUCCAGCUGUUGUUUCUUCUCUCUCUAGGCUCCACUGAGUGUUUUCUCCUGUCUGUGAUGGCAUAUGAUCGCUAUUUAGCCAUAUGCUACCCCUUGAGAUACAGCUCCCUCAUGAACAGCGUCCUCUCUACUCGGCUGGCACUCAGCUCCUGGCUGGGAGGCUUUCUGGCCAUCUCAGUGCUGGCCUUUCUGACAUCCAGGCUGACAUUCUGUGGGCCAAAUGUCAUCAAUCAUUUCCUCUGUGAUAUAGAUUCCUGCCUUGCCCUCUCCUGCAGUGACACAUGGCCCGUGGAGCUGGCAACCUUCCUUGUCUCCUUAAUUGUUGUGGUGGCCUCCUGUGUGGUCACCCUGGUCUCCUACAUAUACAUCAUCUCCUCCAUCCUGAGGAUCCACUCAGCCCAUGGCCGGAAAAAGGCCUUUUCCACUUGCUCUGCCCAUCUCAGUGUCGUCAUGAUCUGGUAUGGCUCCACCAUGUUCCUGUACGUCAAGCCAUCAGCCCAGAAAUCCCUGGAUCUGAACAAACUCGUGAAUACUUUCAACACAGUUGUAACCCCUUUGUUGAACCCCUUCAUUUACACACUCAGGAACAAAGAAGUGAAGCAAGCUCUGGGUCGGGCUUUCCAGAAGAAAUGA
This is a messenger RNA of Falco peregrinus (peregrine falcon), 1224 nucleotides long. RefSeq names its product olfactory receptor 6F1. The record is from RefSeq and is a predicted model, not a curated record. Gene Ontology annotation, molecular function: G protein-coupled receptor activity; olfactory receptor activity. Lineage: Eukaryota; Metazoa; Chordata; Aves; Falconiformes; Falconidae. Gene Ontology annotation, biological process: G protein-coupled receptor signaling pathway. Gene Ontology annotation, cellular component: membrane. The transcript is spliced from 3 exons.